GAUGCGGUUGCAUUCGCCGACUUGGGUCAGCUUCUUACUCUCAACAUACUCGCUCCUCACACCUACCACAAUCGCUCACCCCACAUCACCACAUCUCUCCCGCCGAGCAAACAACGACCCCGGCAUCGGCGUUGAGCUCGAAUGGCGCGGCGGCUCAAUCAAAAAUGACGACCCGCGGGCCAUGGCAGCCAAAGACGACAAAAAGGCGUUAGAAAAGGUCAAGGGAUCUACCAUCAAAGUCGACGGAAAGAAAACCUUCACCGAACAGUGGAAGCUGACUGCGGAGCACUCCCCCGAUAUCGAUAACUUCGGACUGAAGAAUCUGAUAUACGAGUGGAUUGUGCUUGGUGAGGUCGUCAAGCUGAAGAAGGACAGCCUCGUGUUGCCGAAGAUUGCAGAGGAAAUCACAAAGGGACUGGAAGACUGGAAUCCCAAAGACAAAGACCCCGUCGAGAUUGAUGGCAUGGCUGAAAAGGACUGGGGGAAGUGGAGUGUCGAUAAACCGAAGACCUACAGCAACGGACUCGUCAACUUUGGCAUCCAAGUCACGGCGCCUAUGCCCCUCUCUGCCAUUCUAGACCUCUUGAAAAUGGUGAAGUCAAGUGACAAGUCGAACCCCUUCUGGCCUGGAAAGACAAAGACAGCCGUUGUGAUCGACAAUAACGACAUUGAGAAGUUGGGCGUGUUCAAGAAGGAAGACAUCAACGACGACUUUCUAGGCUUCUUCUCUUUAGUCAUGUCGUAUGCAAAGGCUGCUCAUACUACUGGCAGUGCGAUGAAAACCAACGGUCCCAAGCAACUCCUCAACUACAUGACCAGGACCGAUUUUGGAACGCUUUACAAGAUGUACGUCAAAGACGCUAUGGACGACUCUCGUUGCCGCAAUGGCAAGAAGAAGGAAGAGCUCAGUCUGUUCUCUGUUGCAAGAGAUUUAGGGAAGAAGGUUGGGCUUAGCGAGAAGGACCUCAUUGGUCUUGAGUUUAUGUGGGAGGCUCCUCGUCCUGCCGAUAUUGCGCCUGAAGAUAAGGAAGAAACGCCCGCUGACCCACCCAGCAGUGGAGGUGCACCACCACCACCACCUCCCCCUCCUCCGCCUCCUCCACCACCGCCAAAGGCUGCCCGUAGCCUGAGCAAGAGAGCCUUCAACACCAAGCCCAGAUGGACAACCAGGGCAAAGGACAUUGCAAGCGGUAAGAUUAAGUUCAAGACAUGGCUAGAGGAGCUCGACGACAACAGCAAUGACAUUCUCUCCAUCAUGGACAACCUCAUCUGGGACAAGCAGAUUGGCAAGCUCGGCGAACGAACUGAAGACAACCUGUACAACUCUGCGCAAAAGCUACCCAUCUUUGAGAUGCGCGACCUCGAAGGGCAAAGUAUUGAUGCCGUGGGAAAACGCCUCGGUGCCAUUGAAGAGAAGGUCAGGAAGUACCACGAGACAGCCUCGAAGUCGCUCAAGAAACGAGCGGGUAACAAAGGCAACUCGGGUGCUGCCUGCAAACUUCCUUCAGAUUGCAAGGGAAAUCAAGCUCCCAACGCCAACGGGAAAUGCGAGGACUGCGGCAAAGGCAAGAAAGCGACCGGCGGCAACAAAGCCUGUGUAUGGGAAGAAUCCGGCUGCUCGCUCGACGAAAUCUCCAAGAACGACAAAUGUGAAAAAUGUCCCAAGGACCAGAUUCCCAACGCAACCGGCAAAGCGUGCACAUCCAAGGACAAGCAAGACCCCAAGGAGAAGGGCCAGUGCCCGACUGAUCAGAUUCUCGAUCCCGUCGAGGGAGGUCAGAACAAGGAUACCAAGAACCCGGUCUGCAUCUCCGACGACGAUAAGAAAUGCCCGUCCGGCCAAGUCGCAGAAACCCGCCGCGGCUCCAAGGUCAAGAACGAGACAGACUACAAACCCACCUGCGGCGAGCUCGACCCCGCCGACGAAGACUUCACCUGCGACGAUCCCGAGACUUUCCACCACAAAGAAAAACCCGUCUCGGGCCGCAACAAGAAAAUUAAGCACAGCUGCCGCGCGACCCGCACAGCCGAAGAGAAGAAGCGCAAAAAGUACGACGAGCGCGUCAAAUCGUCCGCCGAGGGCAAAAAGAAGAAAGACUCCGUCGACCGCGUCAACAAGCGCCGCGCAAGGAUGGGAUCGUGCUGGGUCGCCAUGGCGGCGGGCGCCAUGUGGGAAGUCGACGAAAUGGCCAAGCUCUCCGACGACGAGAUCGCGGGCAUGCUCGACCUGUGGCCCGACGAUAAAAUGCGCGAACCCCUCGAGGACGGCACCAUCCCGGACCACGUCAUCAGCCUGACCCGCACACGCAUGUCUGCCAUCGAACUCGGCCUCGUAGGAAACCAAGACACAGCCGGCUUCCCCAACUUUGUCAAAAUUUUCGGCAGCGUGGGGAAAACCGGUAGCACCGCCGCAAAAGUCGGCGCAAAGUACUCGACCAAACUCAAAAAGGGGUCCCUGGGCGCGGCAUCUGCAAAAGCUUUAUCUGCGGCAAAAGCCUCAAAGACGGUCGGCAAAGUCCUAAAGGAUAAACGGUUCCUGGAUUGUCUGGCUACGACGGCCGAAGUGACGGCGAGCAUGGCCGAGAAGGUCGGAGCGGAGGGUCCUCGGGACCAGCAGAAUCUCAAAAUCGAAGACGACUGGACGCAAAUGUACGGCCUCGAAAUCGACUGGUCGCGCAAACCCGUCGGCCGUCUCGCCCCUGAACGCGAUCCCGCCAUGAAAAUCCACUUCGGCACUGACGAAGACUGGAACACCAACGGCUACGGGGAUCGCCGCAACAAGGAGAUGAUGGUGUUUCCCGACCAGUAUGUCCGCGAGUACGAUCCUAGACUGGUGUAUGAAGGGUGUCAGGAGACGCCCAAGGACUUCAACGAUAAGAUCAAGAGCAUGGAUGUGCAGAACGGGUGUUGUGCGUUCUACGAUGGGCUGCAGUGCGAGGCCGAUGGAAUUCUGUUUUCCAUGGAUCGCAGGCAGCAUGGGGAUUUGCAGGGGAAAGAUCGCACGAGUAUUAGUAGCUGGUGGUGUACUUAUGAGGGUGGGUGCAAAGGUGCGCCGGGCAUGUGAUGAUGCUUUCUGAAUUUUUAUCAUCUUCUGAUAGAGACCCUUUCCUUGUUUUUCCUUUUUCGAUUCUUACAUUUCCGCUUUUAAAUAGAUGUUAUUGUUUUUCAGGUUCCGAGUUCUUACGAGGAAUACACACAAUGGCUAAAGUCCAAUC
Periconia digitata is the source of this 3215-nucleotide messenger RNA. Lineage: Eukaryota; Fungi; Ascomycota; Dothideomycetes; Pleosporales; Periconiaceae. The record is from the annotation of a GenBank genome assembly.